Messenger RNA from Linum trigynum, 5395 nucleotides. The record is from the annotation of a GenBank genome assembly. NCBI's taxonomy places the organism in Eukaryota, Viridiplantae, Streptophyta, Magnoliopsida, Malpighiales, Linaceae.
GUUUCUUCUCCCUAAUCGCCAAUUGAUCUUUGAUUGACUUGAAACUUGUGCCUAUGCUUCACUUUAUGUGCUAGGACCUGAAAUGUGACAAAGGAACACAACCUAGCGUAAAAUAGGCCAAAGACGCGAUAAUUAAAGCUCAAACAGUCAAGAAACAAAGGGGAAAACAUGUGCAAAUAUCGAGUCAUCAAAGGGGUAUGCAAGAGUUCACGAUGAUCUAUUAUGGGAUUGUCAUCUCUUAAAUAGAGGGAACACCUAGCCUCCUAGGGUACAUGAGGGGUGACAGAAGGAGGAACCUCUCUACUAAGUUGGAACUAGAGGGCUAAGAGCUGAGGUCUCGGAACUAGCUAUAGAGUAUGUCAUUAAGACAACCGAGUAUAGACAAGUAAGUAGAAUGUUCAAUAAAUGUUCUAGUGAAUGGAGAGAAUUCGAGGAAACACAUGGAAGUUUCGAUGAAGGAUUGAGAAUAUGUGUAGGUGACUCGUGUUCAAGAAAAUGUAUAGUGGAGUACGACGAGGAAAAACAUUACUAAGAAGGAGGAAAUCAUUAAGUUACCUUACCCAUGGUUCCCCACUCUGAGCGAGUAUGACAUAGUAGGAUGUCAUCCAUAAAAGAAGGCCAGUUAAGGAUAAAUUAGUGAUAUUUAGUUGAGCCACUAAGAGCCAUGACUAAGAGAUUAAGGCUAUGUACAAGCAUCGGUUGAGACAAAUGACGUGAAGGAGGUAUGUUCAAGCCUACCAAGGGCAAGCCACUAUUGGAAGCUUUGACCCAAAACAACAACGAGAAGAUACUCAACAAAGUUUGGUGACCGAAAAUAGUACAAAGCACCAACAGAAGGGUAGUAAAAGUAAAGAAGCAAGGAGAACACCAUAGGACGCUAUAGGAAAUAAAAUAAAAAAGGUGGUUGUCGACCGGACAAUGAAUGCGUGAAGGAAGAUAGUUGGGACGUGGUCAAGCACCAUCGUGAGUAGAAGUCGUGGGUGUUAUCUGUCAAGUCUACCUAGAGAAAGUUUCUAGUGGAAAUGUUGGCUCUGAGGUAUGGCGAGGAGCUACUAAACUGAGUAGAUCAAAGCUAGUACCAAGCAUCGAUGAAGGAGUUGUGGAAGUAAGGAGGAAACCACAAGCUAUAAUGAAAGUUAUGGUGAAAAGGGUGGUAGUUGAUAAAAAGACUAAUUCACGGAGAAAGAUAGUUAGGAAGAGCCGGCGAAAGAAUACGAAGGUCAACAAGGAGGCGUUAAGGUGAUGGCCAGUGGAGAAUAAGUUGGACCAUAGGAAGCCCAUCAAGAAUGGAGAAGCUUAAUGGUCAACUUUAAGGUAGAAGUGAACAAGUAUGCAAAAUGUGAGGUCAUGAUUCUGGAAAGGAGUCAUAAAGUUGUUAGCAAGAUAGAGAAAGAUGCAAAGGAUGCCUCUAAUGCAUACAGGAAGUAGAAGCAGUACUAUGAGGUUCCAACACUAAGCAACAAGUAACGAGGAGGUGACCAUUCAGUUUAUGGUUAAGGGAUAAGACGAGGCAUUGAGGAAGAAAGUAAGAGAUGCAGAGUUAGGAGACACAAGGACCUAGGUGACCUAUGAGGUCAAUCUGGACGAGAGUUACGUUAAAGGAGUUUACCAUCUGACUAGAUGGAGGAUAAUCCAACAUAUGUAACCCUGGGGUUCAAGAGGAACAUUAACGUCUCAUAUACCAAACAAUGGAUAGUUAUCGUUCCUAUAUAUGUACAAGGUGCAACCGAGGUAAUGUGAGGGGUUAAGAAGCCACAACAACAUUGAAGUUGCCGGGAAUGGAGAGAAGGAUUUUAGGUCAUGUCGUAUAAGUUAAAGGAAAUAAAAAUCCGCGAAGUGAAAAGUAUUACCAGAAGCGAUGCUUAGGGUAAUCACAGUGGACAAAUUUCGAGGGCGAAACUUCUAUAAGUGGGGAGGAAAUGUGAUACCUCGACUUCGAUAGGUUCAACAUCAAGUACUGGGCCCAAGUUGGAAAAUUUUGAAUAGGGCAAUGAGUCACUCAAACCUAUUUUAUGCUACCGAGCUAGAUGAGAAUACCUUUUGUUGUCAAGAGUACAUAUAAGAAUUAUAGUAAUCUACUCAAGACAAGGUAAGGGCACGCAUUGAAGUUCAUAUAGAAAGAGUGAAAUCUUGAGCUAAAGAAGCACGAGAAUGAGGAGUAUGGAAGGAUUGCGCCCGAUAAAAUUUCGGGGACGAAAUUUUUAUAAGGGUGGAGAAAAUGUUAAACCCCGCUCUUCCCAAAAGUCAAAAUGACUAUUUUACCCUUGGGUCAAGUUCCACCGUAUUACCAAUGAGGAUUAAAAAUGUGAACUAUUGGUUCAAACUGUGUCGAGUUUCGACAUAAAAUGAGGAAGUUAUGGAUAUUAGCGGAGUUUCGGAUUAAACUCACUCGAUACCAACUAAUCAGAAAAUUCCCAAAAUACUCCAUGGGUGUGGCAUAAAACUAACCUGAACCCUACCUCUUGCUAGCGGAAAUCAUCCUCCUAAAACCACCGGUCCCAGACACCAAAAAUCGACAUCGUCCUCUCCAUGUCGGAUCCUAAAGGAGAAGAAAUAUUUUUUCCAAGACGCCAUUGCUGGAAUACUUCCAUCGGCACUAAAAUUUCUUUGCAAUCGUCCUCACAACGCCGUAUCGAAAAGAAGAAGAACAACAAGAAAAAAAACUCUUCGCAGGCCAUCAAAAUUGCUAAUCAGCGCCGCUAGCUAUUAAUAGACUCGGUUGCUCAGAUUUCCAAGCGAAGAAAAGGGUUAAAGAAGUCUGCCUCGUCUGUGUUGAAACAAGCCGCCAUAAUAUUCUUCAUAGUGGCUGAUAUAGAGCAUAAAAAAUGGUGUUUGGUCUGAACCGAAAGACUGAAAGGGGAUUCAUGAAAGAAGGAAUUUUUUGUUUGAUUACCUGCAUGAUUCUCUCGACCAAGCUCUCUUGUCAUUGUUCUGGAAGCCGAUAGCGGUGCAGUGAGGGUGAUAGAGGUGGUAGCUGAAUAAGAUAGCCAACGCAAGAGGGACGAGUAGUAAAUCCAGUUCUUCCUUAUGGAAAUCCAAGGAGAAGCAGCGGCGACGUUGAUCCACCCUUAAUGAUGGCUGAGGUUCGUCAUCGGAUUACUGGGGUGAGUGUAAAGGGGGUAAAUUCUACGCCUUACGUAUUCAUUUAAGUAUUUUAGCGAAUUGGUUACCGUUGCUUGAUUAUGUUUAUUGAUUGAUUAUUUGUGCUUUGCUUGAUCUAUGAGUUUAAUAAACAGGUUCUUUUUAAGAAGUAACUCACCUUCAAGAAGAUGAAGUCGUUUUAAGUGUUUUUAGUCACUAGCGCCAGUUCAUUGCCUUUUGAGAAAUUUUGAGAUAGAGUAGCAGUUAUGCUCUUGAGACUUUUAAGAUGAGCAGAAGUUAUUCUCUUGAGAAUCGUGGUGAAGAGCCACCACGAUAAGUUUAAGAUGUUAGGGGGAUGAAUCAUUGCGACUCCCCUAACUAAGUUUAAGUUUAAGUUUAAGGAAAGCCUGUAUGGCUUCUCAUACAUAUGAGUUGGCAACAGGACUAGCUAGUGAGGGAUCCCUGUGUCAGUCAAGUAUUGAAGUCAAGAUUUGAGUUUUAAGAGAGGAGAGUAACUUCAACUCUCUCAAAGUUUAAGAGUUAAGAUUUUAAGAUUGGAAGUACAAACAACUUCCACUAGUUAAAGUUAAGUGUUUAAGUAAAGUACUCAAGUAUUAGAAAUAUUAAAACGUAAAGGCGUAGAUUGACCCCAUCUCAUUCACCAGUUUGAGGAGCUAGAGGAGCAGUUAGUGAGCAGCGAGUUCGAGGGCAGCCAGCUAGAGGAGUGCAGUAUAAGCGUCACGGAAGAUGCUUAGUCAAGGUUUUCAGUAGCAACAACUUCAGAGAUUAUUAGUUAUUUACAUUUAUGAUUAUGAGUACAGACUGGAGAUUAUUUUGAGAUCGGAUUGAGAUUUUAAAGUGUGAGUUUAAUUUGCCACGUGUUAGGGCUUUGCAUUGAACUUCAAGUGUGUUUUCGGUAUUUUAUUUAUGAAAAUUUUUCCCGCUGCAAUUUAAUAUUUGAGUAUUUUAUUUAUCAAGGGCAUUUUAGUAAAAGUAGUACCCGUCCGGGUUAGGAUGUUACAUUGACCCGCCCACCUGUAGGGCUAUUAAAGUUAUUCCUCUCCCGCGUUAGGAUGUGCCUGAUAGGCUUAUCUGGCAUAUUACGACCGAUGGAGUUUUCUCGGUGAAGUCGGCUUACCAUUUGACUGUCGAUUUGGACAGGAGGAGGGGUGGGUGGCGAUUCUCAGUUAGCUGGAUGGAUAAGCCCAGUUGGAUUAGAGUUUGGGAGGCGAAGAUCCCUCCGAAGUUGAAGGUUUUUGUUUGGCAAAUUCUUAAUCGGGCUCUUCCGACUACGGAGGCACUUAUUGAGAAAAAGGUCCAUGUGCUACCUCGGUGUCCAGUUUGUUGGGAUGGCCCGGAAACAAUGGAACACCUGUUCCUUUAUUGUCCGGUUGCGCGGGCUCUCUGGGAUUAUUCUGGGCUGGAAUACUUGGGGGAGGGUUUGCCUCGGCAUACUUUUCCUUUGUUUCUCAAACGUUUGUUGGCGUUGCUUCAUCAACCGUCAGUGGUUAUGGCUGUUGUUGCCAUCCUUUGGAGGAUCUGGCGAUCUCGGAAUUGGGUUGUCUUUGAAGGCAAACAAUUUGGGAUCCCGACGCUCAUGUUAAAAUUUAACCAACAGUAUGAGGAAUGGGUGGGUCUACCAGCGAACCAGGCGCCUAGGGUGCAAAUCACGAUGAUGCAAUCUACAUCACAAGUGGGCGAUUCCCAUUUGGUUUGCAUGUGGGACGGGGCUACAAAGGGUGGGUCGCAUUCAGCUGGUGGGAUGGUUCUUUUUGACCUAGCGCGGACACUCCUUCUGGCUAGAGGGGUCCAGUUUUCUCAAAUGGAUGAUCCUGUAGUGGUGGAGUUGCUUGUGCUCAGGGAAGCUAUUAUUUGGUGUGUGGAGCAAGGUUUGUCGGAGGUCCGAUUUGAGGGCGAUGCGAAGGUGAUUAUUGACAAAAUUAAUCAAGCCGACACAAGAGAUAGACGGUUGGGUACUGUUCUGGAAGAGAUUGGUCAUUAUUUUCGUACUUAGCCUGGUUUUAGUGUGCGUUUUGUAGGUCGGGAGAACAAUAUAGUAGCUCAUUUGGUAGCUAGUAAAGCCCUCUCUUUGUACCCGACUAUGAGUCGCUUCUUUGAUUUCCAAACCUGGCUGGUUUCCAAGGUGUAACUGUCUAUUUUUUCGAUCAACACAUGAUAUCUUUUGACCAAAAAAAAAAAAACUUAUAUGAGCAUAUCUUGGUAAAUGAGGUGCUUGAAUCUAAAUAGGCUUGUAAAGUAAGCGAAACGAUUAAGUGUACAUUGGCAAGUAGACGUAUAAAACUGUAUGGUGGUA